AUGCCUCCAACAAGGAUCAAUGAUGCUGUUCAUUGGUACAUGUCAAAUCUUACAUCUCGGAUCAUAGCGAAGACUGGUAUACCGUCAGACAGAUAUCAUAUGGGAAAAGUUAUACUGCAAUGUUUAAAAGACUAUCCCGAGGCAGUAACUCAAAUCGAUGGAGCGACUGGCGAAUCGGAAACAAAUGAAUCCAUUUUAAAAAGAUCUGUGAAAUGCGCCGCAAGUUUUAGGAAAUUUGGUCUCCAAAGUACGGAAGUCAUUGUACUGAUGGCACCGAACCACAUAGAUCUCUGUAUACCAUUCUACGCCGCGUUGUACACGGGAAAUGUCAUAGCUGCUGUUGAUUUUAAUUUGGGAAAAAUUGAAUUACAGCAAACAUUAUCAGUUUUGGGACCGAAAAUCAUAUUCUGCCAGAGUUCGAAGGCACCGACGAUACAAUUAGCAUUAAACGAAAUUGAUUCCAAUGCAUUUAUUGUAGCUUUCGAUAAAGGACAUUAUUUAUGUGAUUUCGACUCGUUUAUUGAGAAAUUCUAUGAUGGAACUAUGAUCGACGAAUUUGAACCAACAGAUUUGGAUCCCGAAGAAGCAACGGCUUUUCUGGUGUCUACUAGUGGCACCACCGGAUUACCAAAAGCAGCAGAAGUGACCCACAAAAACUUUUUAAUAUCACUACCGAAUCUUUUCUUACGUUAUACAGAGUUUCCUACGCCUACGAAAAUAGCUCUGGUGGGAUCUCCUUUGCAGUGGCUGACGGCUUUAUUCAGUUAUGUCGCUUCUCCUAUAUUCAAAUACAUCCGUCUGCAAUCUUCCUUGCCACUUACCAAGGAACACGCUUAUUACUUGUUCGAUACUUACAAGAGUUUGUCACCAAAUACAGAAGUAAUUAAUGUUUACGGUAUGAGUGAGCUUAGCAGUAUUGCAUUUCUGAGAGAUUACGGUCCACCCGAAUCAUGUGGUCGGCCACUAGGGAUUUUUUACUACCGUUUAAUUGAUACCGAAACUUCAGAAGAUAUCUUGGAACCCAACAGGCCUGGCGAAUUGUGGAUUAAAGGUCCUUCAGUAUUUAAGGGAUAUUACAAAAAUAAGGAAGCCACUGAAGAUACAUUCGCAGAGGAUGGCUGGUUUAAAACUGGUGACAUGUUCUACAGAGAUGAGAAUUGGAAUUAUUAUUUUUUGGAACGCAUCAAAUUACUCUUAAAAUAUAAAAGUUAUCAAAUAUCUCCAGUGGAAGUUGAGAACGUGAUAAGAGAAGUACCUGGUGUUGUUGAUGUCGCUGUGGCUGGUCUGCCAGACCCAGAAUGUGGAGACCUGCCUGUAGCAUGCGUUGUCAUACAAAAUGGAGCUAAUGUUACAGCGGACGACAUAAAAAACAUUGUCCAAGACAAACUCUCCGAUUCAAAACAACUAAGAGGUGGAGUAAUUUUUCUGGAUAGUAUACCAAUGACAGCGUCUACGAAAGUACAUCGAAGAAAACUAAAGGAAAUCGUUAUGACUUCUAAUAGGCUUUAA
Messenger RNA from Danaus chrysippus (African queen), 1509 nucleotides. Lineage: Eukaryota; Metazoa; Arthropoda; Insecta; Lepidoptera; Nymphalidae. The record is from the annotation of a GenBank genome assembly.